Triplophysa dalaica is the source of this 1002-nucleotide messenger RNA. RefSeq names its product crystallin, beta A1b (gene cryba1b). The transcript is spliced from 6 exons. Gene Ontology annotation, biological process: lens development in camera-type eye; visual perception. Gene Ontology annotation, molecular function: structural constituent of eye lens. The coding region runs from base 179 to 775 and encodes 198 amino acids. The record is from RefSeq and is a predicted model, not a curated record. Lineage: Eukaryota; Metazoa; Chordata; Actinopteri; Cypriniformes; Nemacheilidae.
AAAGGCAUCCAAAGCAAAGUGCUGACAGCAGCCUGGGUCCGUUGGUCAGGGAGCCCCAUUGAAGCCCAGUCCGUAUAAAUACCCUCACAAAUGCUUGAACAGUCGACCGCUUGGUGGAUUCCCUUCAACGCACACAGCACGUUCUGUUUGGUCAGUCAGCGCUGAGAUACCUGAAACAAUGGCUCUGACAAACCCUAUGUCCAUGCCCAUGGGACCAUGGAAGAUCACCGUGUAUGACCAGGAGCAUUUCCAGGGCAGGCGUUGCGAAUUCACGGCUUGCUGCCAGAACAUCAUGGAGUUCGGUAUGGAGACCGUCCGCUCCCUGAAGGUGGAGUGUGGCGCCUGGGUUGGUUUUGAGCACACUUCCUUCAAUGGCCAGCAGUUCAUCCUGGAAAAGGGAGAUUAUCCUUGCUGGGAGGGCUGGAGUGGCAACAAUGCCUAUCGCAUCGAGAGGAUGAUGUCCUUCCGUCCUGUCUAUUCUGCUAUGCACAAAGAUUCCCGUAUGACUCUUUUCGAUUGUGAGAACAUGACUGGAAAGCAGUGGGAGGUUUGCAAUGACUACCCCUCCCUGCAGGCUAUGGGAUGGUGCAACAAUGAGGUUGGCUCCAUCAAGGUCAUGAGUGGCGCCUUUGUAUGCUAUCAGUAUCCCGGUUACCGUGGUUACCAGUACAUAAUGGAGUGUGACUGCCAUGGAGGCGAGUACAGGCACUACAGGGAGUACGGAUGCCAUGCUCAGACCCCCCAGAUCCAGUCGAUCCGUAGGAUCCAGCACUGAGAGGAACCGUCUUGUGUCCUCCCUACUUCACCUCUCAGCUUCCUCCUUCUGAUCCUCUCCUUCCUCCAUUCCCUCUAUCCCUCCGUUCCCGGCCAUGCAGGAUGGUUUGUUGACCAGGCUGGCUGGUAAACUGGUGCUAAACCAAUGUAACAAGCCCACAGCACUUUUUUACCCACGACGCGAAGAAAGACUAUUCACAGCAGGAACUAUAAGAAAAAGAAGAGAAG